AUGGAGAGGCCGCCAAAUGUCCCCAAUGUCCCCAAGUCCCGUAUGCCAUUAUGGCUCGGGUUGGCAGCCCUAGGUGCUGGUGGCUACUAUCUGUACUCUGCUGGAGGUGACCCAAAGAAGGCCACCCGGAAGCUCGAGAGCGAUGCCUCCCGAGCACUCCAUGGCGGCAAACCAACGGGCAGCACAAGCGCUGAGAGGACUGCUGCACAGGCCGGUGCCAAGCUCGAUGAUGCUUAUGACAACGUACGAGACACAGCAAAGAAGUUCGACGAGGGAGCCGUCGAGCGGGCGAAGCAGGGCAUGGAUAAGAUCGAUAAGGCCACGCAUGAGACUGCAAAGGGCCUCUCUAGCAAAAUAGAGGCCUUCGACAAGUCCGUUGAAGAGAAGGCCGCCGAGGCCAAGAGUGGUCUCUCGUCGUGGCUGGGUGGUAGCAAGAAGUAG
Molecule: messenger RNA, 441 nt
Organism: Nannizzia gypsea CBS 118893
Lineage: Eukaryota; Fungi; Ascomycota; Eurotiomycetes; Onygenales; Arthrodermataceae
Exons: 3
Coding region: 1-441 (146 amino acids)
Source: RefSeq, a predicted model, not a curated record